Magallana angulata is the source of this 1747-nucleotide messenger RNA. Its product is annotated as protein unc-93 homolog A-like. NCBI's taxonomy places the organism in Eukaryota, Metazoa, Mollusca, Bivalvia, Ostreida, Ostreidae. The record is from RefSeq and is a predicted model, not a curated record. The transcript has 3 exons. Bases 220 to 1647 code for a protein of 475 amino acids.
CUUAUCAUCAUAGAACUUUUACGGACCUCCUUAUCCUAUCCGCCAUCUUAGCUCCAUUUAUAAUAAAGGAAAGAGCAUACCAGGGCGACAUUUAUCGACGACAUUUUUCAAAAUUCACCUGACAGAGUAAACAAAACAAAAUGGUUGGAUAUACAGGAAUGCAUAUUAUUAUCUAUCACUACUUGUGAUUGAGCAUAGUCACAGAAGGUCAACCAUUAAAUGAAACAUACAAUGAAGAUCUGUUUUGGGUGUAAAACAACUGAGAAUGAGGUUGGAAUUACCGGACGGGAAACCUGGAACGUCGUGAUCAUUUCCCUGAGUUUUUUCGCUGUGUUUACUGCCUACACUGCUCUACAGAAUCUCCAGAGUAGUUUGAACCAAGACGACGGGCUAGGAAUAACAUCGCUGUCGUGUCUCUAUGCAUUUGUCAUCGUAUCCGCCAUCUUAGCUCCCUGGAUCAUAAAGACGCUUGGAAUUAAGAUUUCUUUGCUUAUUUCCUGGGUAUCACAUAUUCUGUACACGUGCAGCAAUUUCUAUCCAACCUUUGCAACCUUGAUACCGACAUCCAUUCUACUGGGACUAAUAUCCGGGCUACUGUGGACAUCACAGGGAGUCUUUAUUUCGACAAAUGCAUACUCUAUCAGUGAAAACAACAAGGCGGAAAUCCACGCCACUCUCAGUCGUUUGAAUGGAAUUUUCUUCACCUUCUUCGAACUUACACAGAUAACGGGAAACUUGAUUUCAUCCUUUGUUUUAAACAAGGAUACUGCAUUCAAUACGACGAUGUCUUCUGCUUCAGCGUGCGGCUGUAAUGACUGCCCUGUUGAUGUGCAUAGUAACUCAACAAGCAAAAUCACGGAGCCUGCGAAUUCGGCAAGGUAUCUUCUUAUGUCGAUUUUCCUAGCUUUUGAUGUUCUUGGAUUUUUGUGUACUGUAAUAUUUUUGCCUGCAAUUCAAAAAACACAAUGGGCAGAAAAAGCAAAUGGUAAGGAAUCCGUAACAGCCUGCUGCUCUGUCCUACGCACAGAUCCUAAGCUUGUCUUUCUUCUGCCCCUGUUUUCCAUUGUUGCAAUGCAAAAAGCCGUUGUAUGGACAGAUUUUACAAAGUCAUACGCCAGUUGCACAUUUGGGAUACAUAUGGUAGGCUUCGUGAUGGCCAGUUAUGGAUGUGCCACCACCGCCAGUGCCAUUGUGACGUCACGGAUAGCCAAAUACACGGGACGUUACGUGCUUUUCGCCACUGCUGUUGCCAUUGAUUUGACCAUAUUUAUUGUUUUAUAUUUCUGGGCUCCGACAGCAGACCAAGAGGUUCACUUGUUUUCCAUGGCUGUCGUGUGGGGUUUGGGCGAAGGAAUUUGGGCAACACAAUUCAAUGCAUUGAUAGCGCUACUGUUCCCAGAGAGGACGGAAGCAGCCUUUGCCAACUACCACUGCACGAAGGCUGCUAGUUUUACUGUGUACUUCGUUAUCAGUUUAUACGUAUGCGUCAAAGUCAAGUUGUUGCUUGUCAUCGUUCUUCUGGUCGUUGGUUCGGCGAUGUACGCUGGUGUGGAGGUCCACGUGUACAGGAACAGACAUGUUGUGGAAAAGGAAAUACAAGUAGUCAACGUUGAGAAUAAUCCAGAAAAUAAAACAACCAAGCUAUGACGUCUCUGGUUUAACGAACGGAUACGUUUUUUCUGUAUUGAUAGAUAACGAAUUAUUGAUAAAAAGAAAAUCAGUGUAAAAAGUUGCACACACUUCAAGA